Messenger RNA from Cucurbita maxima (winter squash), 2244 nucleotides. Its product is annotated as CDPK-related kinase 1-like. Gene Ontology annotation, cellular component: cytoplasm; nucleus. The transcript is spliced from 11 exons. Lineage: Eukaryota; Viridiplantae; Streptophyta; Magnoliopsida; Cucurbitales; Cucurbitaceae. Bases 235 to 1932 code for a protein of 565 amino acids. Gene Ontology annotation, molecular function: calcium/calmodulin-dependent protein kinase activity; calmodulin binding; calcium ion binding. The record is from RefSeq and is a predicted model, not a curated record. Gene Ontology annotation, biological process: protein autophosphorylation; intracellular signal transduction; peptidyl-serine phosphorylation.
GGAUUACCUAUCACAAACAUUGCAGAAUAAACCAUUAAGGAAAAGAAUACGUUCACGAUCCUCACUAACUCUCUCUUCUUCUUCUAAUUUCGCCAUUGAUUUCUCCUCUGCCAUUGCCAUUAUUAGAGAAGUUCAAAGAAACAGUACCUUCGAGGUCUCUCUCCAAUGGAAGAAUCUCCUUCAUCUCAGUGAUUGAUUAUCCCCUUUCGAUUGUGCUCCUAGGGUUCCAAAUCCAUGGGAAUUUGCCAUUCGAAGGUGACCGCAAACCCUAAGGCGAAAUGCGAGGACAACGCCGAUUCACACACCAGAAACUCCCCUUCCAAUUUUCCGUUCUUCACUCCGAGUCCUCUGUCUAGCGUGUUCAAGAACUCGCCAUCCGGCGGUGCCAAGCGCCGGUCCAGGCCGUUCCCGCCGCCUUCGCCGGCGAAACACAUCAAGGAACUGCUCGCACGACGCCAUGGCUCUGCUAAGCCGAAUCAGGCCCCGAUUCCUGAAGAAGGCAACGGCGACAGCGAGGUUGUUGAGGUGAAUAGGGAGUUUGGAUAUUCGAAGCAAUUUGUGGCGCAUUAUGAGAUUGGCGAAGAAGUAGGGCGCGGCCAUUUUGGGUUCACUUGCAGAGCUAAGGCGAAGAAGGGAAGCCUCAAGGGUCAGCAUGUUGCUGUCAAGAUCAUCCUCAAAUCCAAGAUGACGACAGCAAUAGCCGUGGAUGACGUGAAAAGAGAAGUGAAGAUAUUGCAAGCGUUGAAUGGGCAUAAGAACGUAGUGCAGUUCCAUGGAGCAUUUGAAGAUGAUGAUAAUGUUUACAUAUUAAUGGAGUUAUGCGAAGGAGGCGAACUACUCGAUCGGAUGCUUUCGAGGGGUGGAAUAUAUGCCGAAGAAGAUGCUAAGGAUGUGAUUGUUCAGAUUUUAAGCGCGGUUGCCUUUUGUCACCUCCAAGGCGUUGUCCACCGUGACCUCAAGCCGGAGAAUUUUCUUUUCACAACAAAGGAGGAAGAUUCACCACUGAAGGUUAUAGACUUCGGACUCUCAGACUUCGUAAAUCCAGAUGAGAAACUGAACGAUAUAGUUGGCAGUGCAUAUUACGUAGCGCCUGAAGUCCUGCAUAGGUCAUACGGGACCGAGGCGGAUAUGUGGAGUAUCGGUGUGAUUGCAUACAUUCUUUUAUGUGGAAGCAGACCUUUCUGGGCCAGGACGGAAUCUGGCAUAUUCCGAACCGUGUUAAAGGAAGAUCCGAGCUUCGACGACGAUCCUUGGCCGUCGUUAUCUUCUGAUGCAAAAGAUUUUGUCCAGGGAUUACUACAUAAAAACCAACAUAAAAGACUAACUGCUGCACAGGCUCUAUGUCAUCCUUGGCUCACAAAUCAUCCAGAUGUCAAGAUUCCAUUGGAUAUCAUAGUUUAUAAGCUCGUUAGAACGUAUAUCUACUCAUCGUCUUUGCGUAAAUUAGCGUUUAACGCUCUUGCAAAGACGCUAUCCUUCGUGCAGCUCGCUUAUCUCCGAGAACAAUUCAAUCUCUUAGGUCCGAACAAAGACGGGUUCAUUUCGUUACGAAACUUUAAAACGGCUUUGAUGAAAGCUUCGACUGAUGCAAUGAACGAUUCGGGGGUGAUCGAGUAUGUCGACAUGGUGAGUUCCACGCCGUAUAAAAGGUUGGAUUUUGAAGAGUUUUGUGCAGCCGCCCUAAGUGUUCAUCGGUUGAAAGGCGCUGAAAGUUGGGAGCUGCAUGCAAGAUAUGCUUAUGACCUCUUUGAUGAGUAUGGAAACAGACCAAUCAUGAUAGAGGAACUUGCUUCGGAGCUGGGAUUGGCGCCAUCCAUUCCACUUCACGUAGUUCUUCAAGAUUGGAUAAGACCGUCAGACGGGAAACUUAGUUUCUUAGGAUUCAUCAAACUUUUGAAUGAAGUCCCGUCUUGUACGAACAAGAAGACAUGACAUUAGCUCGGAGCUUACACGAAGUUUUUCUAUCGAUUCUCCUUGAUCCAAAAUGGCUGAGGGGAUGAUAUGAAACCGGACUCGAGCAGCUCCGAGAAAUUCGUUACUUCAAACAUAGAGAAAAGAGGCAAUUAUGUCUUUUUUUUGUAUAACCUGAAAUUCAGGUAAUUGUAUAAAAUGUCCGUUAGUGUAACUUAAAAUUUGCAUUAAGGCUUCACUGAAAUCUUCGUUGCUCAAGGAUUUCCAUUCAAGUUAUUUCUUUACGGACCAUUUUGAAUUUUGAUAUUAACUUUAUAAUGUAAUUGACACAUU